AUGAGGGUACUUGCGCUUGCUCUACUGGUGACUGUGUGUGUGGAGGCAAUGCCAGAGCGGCGGCAGAAACGAGCAUACGUUCUUCACUCCACUCCACAGGAGGGACCUUUUGAAAGACUGAAGAGAAAAACUAUUGAAAAAAUGCAACACAACAUGGGACGCUCGAUUGAGGAAAUCAACGAGAAAAGCGGAGUCACAGGCGCUUACGAAGGAGAUAUUCUCCUCACAAAGAACGAGCUCGAAAGGGUGGGAACUCGUUCUAGAAGGCAAGCAAUGAGAGACCUUAGCAGAAGAUGGCCGAACAACAAGGUUCCCUACACAUUUUACCAUCCAGGCGAAAAGGCUAGGGAGGCCUUCAAGAAAGCAGCGCAAUUAUGGAAUGACAGCACGUGCAUUGACUUCACAGAAUUUCAGCAAUGGAAGAAGAAAGGCGAUCCCAUCCCACCUCGAGACUUCUUAUAUUUGGCUAACGGAGAUGGGUGUUUUUCGCACGUAGGUAAAAAUGGCCCAGGCCCGCAGGAACUCAUACUUGGCACAGGCUGUGAAUCGGUAUGGUUCUGCUCACAAGAGGACGUUGGCACUGAGCUUUCCUCAAACUCAAAGAUUGUCCCUGUGAUACUGUAUAGUGGUAGCCGAAAGAAGGCAUUCUCCACAAAGCUGGAGUAUCGCUACACUUCGUAG
Ostertagia ostertagi is the source of this 681-nucleotide messenger RNA. The record is from the annotation of a GenBank genome assembly. NCBI's taxonomy places the organism in Eukaryota, Metazoa, Nematoda, Chromadorea, Rhabditida, Trichostrongylidae.